AUGCUAAAUGCACGUGUUUCUGCUUCGUCAGUUGUUGGGGUGCGGCGAUACCCGUCCUCGCGCCUCGCGCCUCGCGGCCUGGGCCGGCGUGUUGCCUCCCUCCUGGGGACCCGUGCGAGCGCAAAGAUCAUCGUGCUCCCUGCCGUGAGCCUAAAAUCGACUCCGGGCACCGUUGUAAUCACGGCCCGAGCUAGUGCAUCGUACCUCAGAGCGCAUCUGUGCCUUUUCGCUUCCCAGCCCACCCGCCCGAAGCUGGUGGCAGGCGGCGUGGGUCACGCCAGCUGUGGCACGACCGUCAGCAGUGAACCUUAUGCGCGCUGUCGCAAAAUGUCCAGGCUCGCUGCUCUAUGCUAUCAUGUCGCGGUGCGAGGGCUCUGUGCACACGACAGCGAUGUUGCGCCCAUCAAGCCCCUGAGCUUCGCCCACAUCUUUAGCGGGGUGGCGGACGCAGAUCACAGCGUCCCAGAGAAGCAGAAGAGAUGGCUCAUAUCGCAGCCGGCGCUGCGGGAAGGGGUGGGCAAGUUCUUGGGCCUUACGUCUGGGAAGGAUGUGGGGGUGAUGCAGAUCAAGUGGAAGAAACGUAUGACUGCGCUGAGGAGUCUACUGGGCGCCUGCAAGGACGCCCACAGCGCCUUGACCAAACGCGCCCAGGCCCAGCUCGCUGCCCGGACUCGGAAGGAGCAGGCGAGAAAGCGCAGUGAGGAGCAGGAGCAUAUGCAGCAACUUCAGGAUGAUGUUAAGAAGCAAGCGGCGGAGAUCGCGAACAGGCGCGAAGCGGGCCUCCGCGAGACGAUGCCCCUGUUCAGCAAGAUGGACCCGGCGAUGCUGCCCGAGACUACUCUGAUUCCGCGUGUCGCCGUGGAGAGUGCCAUUUUCAACGUGGACCAGCCGCUUCUCCUUACUCUGCCAGACACCGCACGCUUCCUGACCAUCAAGAGCGCUGCAAAGGCCGCGGGCGCCUGGUCCGCGAACUACAAGAAGGAGGAUGCGUUCAACGAGUCUGGCAAGGCGUCCGCCCUGCUGAAGGACGUUGCGAAGCUCCAUUCCAACGCGUUCUUUUCCACCUUCCCCGACUCCUGCUUCGACUCACCCGAGAUGAUGGAUCUGAGCACCGUUUCGAAGACGUUUGAGGGCCAAGUGCAUUUUUUCGGCCACGCCCCUGGGUACAACGCUGCCUCGGUGACCCCCAACGCGUCCCCUUGCGCGAAGCUCCUCGCGGCAGGGGAAGUUGACCGCUACACCUUUAGUAUCUUCGAGUUCGUGAGCGCCUGGGAGACGAUCCACAAACCCGAGAAGAUGAAGAGCAUGGACCAUCUCUACACGCACGUGAAGAAUAUGUCACAGGAAACUUCCGAAGAAACGACGGGUGCGAAGCCGAAUUUCCUGCGCCGCUGCACGCAGACGUCGAACCAGAUGCUGUGGAUCCCGACUAGCUACGUUCAUCGUGAAAGAGCUCGUGGAACUGUCGUCGCAGGCAUCCGCAAUUCGUUCUUCCCCAACUCGCCAGCAAGGGCUGCGAGCUACCAGCUGGCCGCCGACCUCAUCAGUCGCUCCGGGACGGACACGAAGACCAUGGCCGAAAUCCUCGGGCUGAUGCCAGGGGCAGGAAUUGAGCCAGCUCUGGACCAGGAGCACCACGCCCGGGCGCGGCCCCGCGCGGAGGAGCUCGGGGAGCGGGAGGCGGAGCGCACGCGCAUGCUCCGGCUCUACCAGGAGGCCCUGGACGAGCGCCAGCGCAACCAGGCCGCGAUCGCGGAGGCGUCGGGCCAGGCCGAGACGGCGGAGCACCAGGCGAAGGCCUUGCAGAUGAGGCUCCUCGGGGUCACCGACGGCGGGGAGAGCACCAGGGCCCGCCUCCUGCGGGAGAGCGCCGAGCUGGUCGCCGCGCGCGCUCGGCUCAGCGACGUGGCGCGGGCCCUGGAGAUGCAGGAGCUGACCGAGGAGGCUUCUGGGGCGGAUCGCGCGAGGCUUCGGCAUGCUGUGAGCACCAAGACGGCCGAGAUCAGUGAGGCUCGUUGA
This is a messenger RNA of Prorocentrum cordatum, 2019 nucleotides long. The record is from the annotation of a GenBank genome assembly. NCBI's taxonomy places the organism in Eukaryota, Dinophyceae, Prorocentrales, Prorocentraceae.